AUGGCGACUUUUUGGCCAUCCUCUUCAUCUUCAAACCACCCUUCAAUAUUCCUUUAUUUACAAUCAUACCCUUCUCUCUUCUUCCUCCUCUUUCUUACCACCUCUGCAACUUCACUCACCGUUGCAUCCUUAGUGAAUCCUCACUCUUUCAUAGCUCCACGAAUCCCUUAUUCCGAUCACUGCAACCACAUAGUUCCAGAGUCUCCGAUCGACCCAUCUCCCUCCGCUGUAUUCAGCCACGCAUCGCUUGCUUUCGAUGUCAGCUUCUUCUCCGGCGGCGACUUGUUCUUCAAUCGGUUUCAAUCACAGAAUGGUGAUGUUAAAUCAGCUAGAUUUAGACCCAAAUCAAUCCGUAAAACUUUGGGAGAUGGGAAGAUUUACAAGGUGGAAGCGAAAUUGACUUUACAAAUCUCCAAAACCUCUGCUUCUUCUUCUUAUUACGGCGGCGAUUUUGGCCAGAAAAAGCUUCAGGUAAUGCAGAUCGACGGACGUAGCUCUUGGGGAGGAGCAAGUUUCGAUUUUUACGGGUUUUGGUCGGAAUCUACAGGACAAGUUUGUAUGGUUGGAUCAACUCAAGUUUUAUCUGUGGAAGGUACUCGUUUGAAGAUCUUUGAUGCUCGUCUUAUGCUUAACUAUUCCAAGGAGUCUAAUAUCUAUGGAAGUUUGGUUAAGGGAGUGUUAGAGAGCGUGGAUAGCCUAAGUGAAUUUAAAACGGUUUUGAUUCUUGGUGCAAGAAACACUCCUUUGAACUAUGAGUAUAAGUUGUUAGAGCAAUCGAAGUUGGAUUGUGGGGUAAAUGGUGGAGAGAGUUUGUCGUUAGAGAAUGUUUUGGGAGGAAUGUGUAAAGUAUUUGAAGGUAGAAGUCAUGUGUUUGGUUUGAUGUAUAGAAAUGAUUGUGGGGUUGACCAUAGUUGUAGUCCUUUUGGAAGUGAUGUAGAGUACACACCGGGUUUUAUGUCGAUGUUAUCGUUUCUGUGUGAUGGGGAGAAGAUGCGAAUGCUUUUGUCAUUUAGUAACAUGAGCGGUUAUAGUAGUUUGUUUCCAUUUGAUCCGAGAACCAGUUUGGUUGCAGAGGGAAGUUGGGAUGUAGAGAGGAAUAGGUUCUGUGGUGUUGCGUGCAGGAUCUUGAAUUUCUCGGAUUCUUUGAGUAAUGCUGUGGUUGAUGAUUGUUCCCUGAGGUUAAGUUUGAGAUUUCCUGCUAUCUUGUCGAUUAAAAGCAUGGCUCCAGUAGUUGGGGAGCUUUGGAGUGCCCAAGCAGAGAGUGAUCCAAGCUAUUUCAGAAGAAUUGAGUUCUCGAGCCUAAACGAUCAACUGUGGCGUUUCCCGAGUCUGAGAUAUGAGUAUACAGAAAGCGAGAGAGUGGGUAAGUUAUGCGGGGCUGGCAAGAGUCGCCCCAAAAGGAAAGGAAACCAUUACCCUGAUGCUCAAACUUCAGACAUGAGAUUUGUCAUGUCAGUCAAAUAUUCUGGAGAAGGUAAUGUCUUGAGAACUGCCCGUGCAAGUCCUUACUUUGUGGGAGACCGUUUGUAUCGGGAUCUUUUGGUUCGUGGGCAAGGGGUUGGGCUAACUGGAAUCCCUAUGAAUGUCAACAGUGUCACUAAAAGCUUUACAAAUAUCACUUAUAGAAUCCGUUCUUUGAAUCCAAAUUCCGAAUCUCGUGGAGAUAUCUACGCUGAGGGAACAUAUGAUAGGGAUACAGGUGAGCUAUGCAUGGUAGGAUGUCAAUCAGUUAGGCUAAAAAACACAGUGGCUAUACAAAACGAGACUGUGGAUUGCAGUCUUGCAAUCAAGAUUAACUUUUCUCCAAUUGAUUCGAGAAGCGAUGACCGUUUAAAGGGAACCAUCAAAAGCACACGGGAAAAGACAGAUCCGCUUUAUGUUGGACGUAUGGAGGUUUUGUCGAGGUCCAUCUAUGUUCAUCAAGCGAAAGAAUCUGUUUGGAGAAUGGAUUUGGAGGUUGCUAUGGUUUUAGUUUCCAAUACACUUUCAUGUCUCUUCUUGGGUAUGCAACUCUACCAUAUGAAGCAACACCAGGAAGCACUUCCUUUCAUCUCCGUUGCAAUGCUGAUACUUAUUACAUUAGGUCACAUGAUUCCUCUGCUGUUAAACUUUGAAGAACUCUUUAAAGGCAGCCAUAACCAGCGAAACUUGUUCUUUGAGAACGACAGAUGGCUCGAAGCCAAGGAAAUUGUGGUGCGGAUAGUGACACUGAUAGCUUUCUUACUCGAGUGCCGUCUUCUCCAACUAGCUUGGACUGCUAGAAAAACCGGAGACCAUCAUCACCGUGAAGAUGUGUGGAAAGCAGAGAAGAAGGUUUCUUAUGUGUGUUUACCUCUCUACAUCACCGGUGGAUUGAUUGCUUGGUUAGUGAACCGUAAUAGAACUCCUAAAAGAAUAGUAUACAUAGGAAAACCGCAAGCUCGGAAUCUCUUAUACCGUCCAGUGAACCUGAAACGCUCAUUUCAACGUCCUCCUUUGUGGAAAGAUCUAAAAUCUUAUGGAGGUUUGAUGCUUGACGCAUUCCUCCUUCCUCAAAUACUCUUCAACGGUUUCAGCAACUCGGACUUGAAGCCUCUUGCUGCUUUGUUUUACGUUGGAAACAGCUUUGUUCGAUUGCUUCCUCAUGCUUAUGAUCUGUAUAGAAGUCACAGCUACGGGAAGAUUCUUGAUUGGUCAUUCAUUUAUGCAAACCACAAAAUGGAUUAUUACUCUACGGCAUGGGAUAUUAUUAUCCUCUGCAUCGGUUUCCUCUUUGCGUUUCUGAUUUUCUUGCAGCAGAGAUUCGGUGGUCGUUGUUUCAUUCCAAAGAGAUUCAGAGAAUAUGUGGGAUAUGAGAAAGUUGUAGAGCUUCAACAAGCUGGUGAGCAACACAAUACCAAUGACUCUUGACAAUACAUAUAUAGACACACAGUUUUGUUGUCAU
This is a messenger RNA of Arabidopsis thaliana (thale cress), 2923 nucleotides long. RefSeq names its product DUF2921 family protein, putative (DUF2921). The record is from RefSeq and is marked reviewed. Gene Ontology annotation, cellular component: endomembrane system. The transcript has a single exon. Gene Ontology annotation, molecular function: ubiquitin protein ligase activity. Bases 1 to 2889 code for a protein of 962 amino acids. Lineage: Eukaryota; Viridiplantae; Streptophyta; Magnoliopsida; Brassicales; Brassicaceae.